UGCCGCUGCCCAAUCUACUUAGGGGGUGAGCGUAGCAGCGGCUCGGUCCAGACUCCAUUUCCCGGUGUCCCUCGCGGUGCAGCGGGGUGUUACGGGAGUUGUAGUCUGGCCGCUCUUAGGGCUGGUCCAGCUACUUCGACCGGCAGGAUGUCGGAGGUGCGGCUGCCACCGCUACGCGCCCUGGACGACUUCGUUCUGGGGUCGGCGCGUCUGGCGGCUCCGGAUCCUUACGACCGGCAGCGAUGGUGCCACCGCGUCAUCAACAACCUCCUCUACUACCAAACCAACUACCUUCUGUGCUUCGGCUUCGCACUCGCUCUGGCCGGGUACGUGCGCCCGCUGCAUACCCUCCUAAGCGCGCUGGUAGUGACGGUGGCCCUUGGCGUGCUGGUGUGGGCGGCAGAGACUCAAGCAGCCGUGCGCCGCUGCCGCCGUAGCCACCCGGCCGCCUGCCUGGCCGCAGUGCUUGCCUUCGGCCUCCUUGUUCUCUGGGCCGCGGGCAGCGCUUGCACCUUCCUGCUAGGCGUCGCCGGACCUGUGCUUCUGAUUCUGGUGCACGCCUCACUGCGCCUGCGGAACCUCAAGAACAAGAUUGAGAACAAGAUUGAGAGUAUUGGUCUCAAGCGGACGCCAAUGGGGCUGCUACUGGAGGCGCUGGGACAAGAGCAGGAGGCUGGAUCGUAGGGGUCUAGGAUUUGUACCCAAGACCUGGAGAAUGCCACCCCCCACCCUGGCCCUGUACUGGGACCCAGAGCCCUUUCCAAGCCCUUGAAAUAGAGGGCCCCGUCCAGUUCAGAAAGCAGGACAUCUGUGACCCUCCCCCUGAUCAGCUCCCAUUACCUAGGGGACCAGACUCUUCUUCAGCCCUGAACUUGAGGGCUUGGAUACCUGAGCAUCCAUGGCCAUCCUCAAACCCUGGACCCAGUGAUACUCCCCCACCUCCAAUCUUGGACCCACCCAUCUCCCACCCUCAGCGCCAAAGGUGGGAUCUGGGCCCAAGACAUUCUCUUGAACCCUGGACUAAGGCUUUUCUAGACCCCCACCCCAGCUUUGAACCCAGAUCAGGGCAUUUCCAAAUCUUGAACCCAGGACCCAAGUGUUCCCAGCCCCCAUCAGGACAGAGGAUUCAGGCAUCCUGACCCUGUUGAACCCUUGGUUCCAGGUGACCCGAACCCUCUCCAGUCCCACUUGCCUCUCUCCAGCUCUGCUUAGUGAUUCUGCUCCUCUCUCCAACAUCCCACAGUGAUGAGGACCAAGGGGUGGGGUGGGGGUAGCCCUGACCUGGAAUGGGGCAUCUGUAUCAGUGUUACGGCAACAAUAAAGACUGUUGCAUCUCUCAAGCCGA
Molecule: messenger RNA, 1345 nt
Organism: Leopardus geoffroyi (Geoffroy's cat)
Lineage: Eukaryota; Metazoa; Chordata; Mammalia; Carnivora; Felidae
Gene: PRAF2
Product: PRA1 domain family member 2
Exons: 3
Coding region: 148-684 (178 amino acids)
Cellular component (GO): membrane
Source: RefSeq, a predicted model, not a curated record